Molecule: messenger RNA, 2144 nt
Organism: Pieris brassicae (large cabbage white)
Lineage: Eukaryota; Metazoa; Arthropoda; Insecta; Lepidoptera; Pieridae
Product: hsc70-interacting protein-like
Exons: 9
Coding region: 223-1434 (403 amino acids)
Molecular function (GO): protein dimerization activity; Hsp70 protein binding
Source: RefSeq, a predicted model, not a curated record
UCGCUGGAAUUUGGACGCCGGCUUUAUAAUUUAGAAAUCGGAAACGUAUUAGACAAAUGACAGUACGUAAUACAGCGACAUUUUUUAUUUCUUGUUUUCGAUUUGAUUGAACAAAUAUAGAAAAGUGAGACUCUUGUUAACUUUUACAACAGCUUAUUUACCGUGCAGGUCCAGCCCAAAAAGAAUUUUAUAUAGAACCGGCGUCGCGUAAGUUGCUUCAACAUGAGCUGCCCUUUCGACGAAGAACAAUUGACCCAAUUAAAGACAUUUGUUGAGCUUUGCAAAAAUCAACCCCUGAUACUCCAACAUCCCAAAUUAUCUUUCUUUAAAGAUUAUUUGGUGUCUUUAGGUGUUUCAUUACCCACGGCUACAUUUGGUACGAAAACAUUUGCGCCUGCAGGAGAUGGUAACUCACAAAGCAAUGUUGAAGAUACUGCAAAGGAGCCAUCUUCUGAAUCUGAAGAUGAGCCAGAGUCUGAUGUGGAGCUUGAUAUGGAAGGUGUAAUUGAAGGUGACCCAUCUGAGGCUACUCAAGAAAUGGGUGAUGAAAUGAAAGAGCCAACUGAUGAAGAGAGAGACCAGUCUGAUGAGAAGCGGUCUGAGGCAAUGAGAGCUUUCUCUGAACAGAAUUAUGAAGAAGCCAUAGAGUCUUACACUGAGGCAAUAAAACUUAAUCCCCUGAGUGCACUACUCUUUGCAAAGAGAGGUCAAGUUUUUCUUAAACUGAACAAGCUCUAUGCCUGUAUCAAGGAUUGCACUCAUGCAUUAAAACUUAACUGUGACAGUGCUGCCGCUUAUAAGUUCCGCGGACGUGCUUACAGGCUUUUAGGUAAGUUCGAGGAAUCCUCUCAUGACCUCUGUGAAUCUCUGAAGAUCGAUUAUGACGACCAAACAAAUGAAUGGUUAAAUGAAGUGAAACCAAAUGCCGAGAAACUUCGUCAACACAACCUUAGUGUUCAGCGCAAGAAGGAAGAAAAAGAGCGCCGGGACAAAAUCCGUCGUGCUCGCAAGGCGCAAGAGGCUCGCGCUAAAGCAGCUCGUGAACAAGAAGCGAAUGCCAACGCCACAGGCAUGCCAGGAAUGGGUGGAAUGCCAGGAAUGGGCGGCAUGCCAGGAAUGGGUGGAAUGCCAGGGAUGGGCGGCAUGCCAGGAAUGGGUGGUGGGAUGUUUGAUAGCGAGAACCUAGUGAAGCUUCUGAGUGAUCCAGAAAUCAUGGCUGCAUUACAGGACCCAGAGGUGACCAAAGCUUUCUACGAUGUAUCUUCAAACCCAGCCAACUUUGCCAAAUAUCAGAACAACCCAAGAGUGGCAUCUGUUUUGGAAAUGCUGCAAAAGAAGUUUGGUGACCAAUGUGGUCCUAACUUGGGUGGAGCAAACCCAGGCGCAGGACCCGAAGGACCGAAACCUUUCGACGAUGACGUAGGCCUGGACUAAGUCUUGAAACUGACGCCUGAACCAAGACAGAUUUAAUUCCUUGUUCAAUGUAAUAUUUUCAAAGUACACAUUUCUUUCAUAUUUUUUUUAUCUGAUGAUUAUUAAGUUAGAUCUGGUAUCUAGUUAUAUAUUCUACUGAUUGUCGCCAGAAAACUUGUACUAAGUAGUUUCGUGUCCAAUAUGUUAUAAUUUAAUUUAUAAACAUCAUAAGGAGGAUUUCUUUUUUUAUUAUUUGCAAAUUCAAUGAUUCUCUGUUGGUUUUUGCUAGUCACAUCUUAAACAGAACAAAUAAUAUUUUCACAGGGCAUAUAACUAUCUCUAUAUGUGUUACGAAAUUUACAUUGCCAAUAUGUAUCUAAUUCAGACAUGAAUUAAAGCCAUUAAUGAUGGCCAUCACUCAUUCAAAUUUAUAUGACUGUAUUGUAAGAAGUUGCAUUUAAAUAUUUAAUGCUUUAAAAAUUUAGUCACUUAUCCUAAGGUGAUGGGUAGCAAUCCAAUAGCACCCAAAUACUAUUAAGUGAUAAAGUUAGAAUGUUAUUCAAGUCCAUCUUAAUAUAGUAUAUGUAUUAUAAUAUACAUAAAAUAGUAAUCUUUUUCAAAGUGAUUUCAUCAUCAUGAAAAUGCUUCAUUAGUAAUUAUAUAUUGUUAGAUAUAUCUAAAGUCUGAUUGUGCUUUUAAAUCUUUUGUUUGAUAAUAAAUAUUUUCAAUAA